This is a messenger RNA of Plasmodium yoelii, 963 nucleotides long. Its product is annotated as PIR protein. NCBI's taxonomy places the organism in Eukaryota, Apicomplexa, Aconoidasida, Haemosporida, Plasmodiidae. The record is from RefSeq and is a predicted model, not a curated record. The transcript has 3 exons. The coding region runs from base 1 to 963 and encodes 320 amino acids.
AUGGAUAACCAAAUAUGUUUGAGGUUUGAUAAAUUGAGAAGCUAUUUACCCGAUGACUUAAACAAUUCUACAAGUAAAGAUAUUCACGGUUUAGGAAAUAUUAAAAAUUAUUGUCCUAUUGUAGGUUCAGAAAAUAAAUGUAAAACUGAGGCUGAUAAAAUAAAUGCUGGAUUUCUAUGGUUGUUCGAGCAAAAUAUUAUUAAUAGGAUUACUGGUUUUAAGGGUUCUAGUGAUAAAAAGCAUAAAGUGUUUAUUAUAUACAUUAUGAUAUGGUUAAGUUAUAUGUUAAGUCUAAAGAAAGUCAAUAACAUCAACAACCUAAAUGAAUUUUAUGAAUUGCAUAUAAAGGAUAAUACGCAUUAUAAUACUUGUAAAAAAUAUAAAAAUAAUAAUUAUAAUGAUUGUAGUAAUUCAUUAAAAGAUAAAACAGGAUAUAAUAAUUUUAAGGAGUUCAUAGAAGCAAACAAAUGUUUGAUGAAUAUUGGUAUUGAUGAUGUGUCUAAUUUGUAUGCUGCAUUAAAAUCAUUAUGUAAAAUGUAUACUGAAGUUGAUGCAAACGAUAGAACAAGUAAAAAUUAUUUAGUAAAAGCUAAUGAAUUUGUUAAAAAAUAUGAUGAACUUAACAAACAUCCUAAUAUUACUAAAUAUAGUCCCUAUUAUCAAGUAUUGUCUACAUUAUCAAAUGAUUAUAAUAAUUUUAAAAAUUAUUGUAAGGAGAAUCAAUUUGAUUGCGACGAUAUUCAAUCCAUUUCACCGAUAAAAAUAAAAGAAAAUAGUAUACAAGAUUCUGGACAAAAAUCUGAAGUUACAUCAUCAAGUUCGUCGAUAACAAACAAAUUAAUUCCAGUUUUAUCGAUAAUUGUUGCAAUACCAAUAUUCUUGGGAAUUUUUUAUAAGUAUUCGUUAUUUGGAUUUCGGAAACGAUUUCAAAAACAAAAAUUAAGAGAAAAGCUAAAAAAAUAA